Molecule: messenger RNA, 2963 nt
Organism: Hippocampus zosterae (dwarf seahorse)
Lineage: Eukaryota; Metazoa; Chordata; Actinopteri; Syngnathiformes; Syngnathidae
Product: inositol polyphosphate-5-phosphatase A-like
Exons: 16
Coding region: 66-1313 (415 amino acids)
Biological process (GO): phosphatidylinositol dephosphorylation
Molecular function (GO): inositol-polyphosphate 5-phosphatase activity
Source: RefSeq, a predicted model, not a curated record
GCUGGUUUGAUUGCCUACUCGUGAAGUUCGCCAUCCAGUCUUCUACCCACCUGCAGGAGAGAAUCAUGGCUGGAAAGCUGACUACGGCGCAAGGCACAGGAAUACUGCUCGUGACAGCCAACGUCGGAUCCCUGUUCGAGGAUCCUGAAAAUCUUCAGAAAACAUGGCUGAGGGAGUUUUACCAGACAGUUCAGUCACAUAAGCCUCAUUUCUUAGCUGUGCACUGUCAAGAAGUGGGUGGAAAGAAUUAUGCGGCUUCCAUGUCACACGUGGACAGUUUUGUCAAAGAGCUGUUGUCCAGUGAUGCCAUGAAGGAGUACAGCAGAGCUCGUGUCUACCUCGAUGAAAACUACAAGUCCCAGGAACAUUUCACAGCGCUGGGGAGUUUCUACUUCAUUCAUGAGUCUUUGAAAAACAUCCAGCAGUUUGAUUUCAAAGCAAAGAAAUAUAGGAAGGUGGUUGGGAAGGAAACCUGCUCCGAGACCCUAGAAAGCACACCCUGCCUGGAAAAAGAGAAGUUUCCACAGGACUACUUUCCUGAGUGCAAGUGGUCCAGAAAGGGAUUCAUCAGAACGCGAUGGGCCCUACCUGACUUUUGUUUUGACCUGGUAAACAUCCAUCUUUUCCACGACGCUUCCAAUCUGGUGGCUUGGGAGAAGAGCCCCUCGGUCUACUCUGGAACCAGACAGAAGGCACUGGGCUACGUUUUAGACAGGAUCACGGACCAGCGAUUUGAAAGGGUGCCAUAUUUCGUCUUUGGGGAUUUUAACUUCAGGUUGGACUCAAAACAAGUCAUUGAGACUCUCUGUUCCACCGCCACCAUGCAGACAGUAAGAACCACGGACACCAAUGAAGUCGACAAGCUAAUAUUUAGAGAAAGUGACAAUGACAGAAAGGUCGUCCUUCAGCUUGAAAAGAAGCUUUUUAGUUAUGUCAACCAAGACGUUUUCCGUGAAAACAAUGGGACCUCGCUUUUAGAGUACGACAAAGAACUGUCAGUGUUCAAGGAUCGACUGCAUGAAUUGGAAAUAUCUUUCCCACCCAGUUACCCGUACAGCGAAGACAGCAGUCAGGGGAAGCAGUACAUGAACACCAGAUGCCCCGCCUGGUGCGACCGAAUCCUUAUGUCUUCAUCUGCCAGAGAUCUUGUCUCCAAGCCAGAAAAUGAGGAGAAGUCUCUACUCUAUGAUAAUAUCGGCGCCAAUGUCUGCAUGGGGGACCACAAGCCUGUCUUCCUGUCCUUCCGAAUAACAGCGGGGGCAGGAAAUUGUUGCCAAAGGGGGGAGAACAUAUUCUGUGAAGCGCCUCUGUGAGAACACAAGAAGAGGCACACACCCACACCCACACCAACACACACACUCACACACACACACACACACACACACACGUUUGAACACAGCCACAUGCAAACACAUCCACGCACAUACAUUUUGCACAACCGUUCACUAAAGAAGAAGAAGCUAUCCAAACUUUUCCAGCAGUGCUGAGCAGCCAUCCUCACAGCUCAUUCAGUUGAAAGCACGUCGUUUUCCCUCUCCAUAAAACACUUGUUGAAAAUGUGGACCGGCACCCGAGGGUGUGAGGGCCCCGCUCCAGACAAGACACACAUCGCUGACCUCACCGUUGCCACGCAACCCCACCAACCCACCCCCACCCCAAGCGCCCCUCAGAAAAAGAAAUAGAAGAGGAUGGACGGAUGGGACCGGCCUAAUUGUUGCCAGAACUCUAAUCGAAAAAAAUCGGUCGUGCUACACAUAAUUGCCUUUUUUUUUCCUUUGUCCACACAGUAUGUAAGAAGUUUUUAAGAAAAAAAAGUGCAAUGCAAAUGCAAAAUACGUAUAUCUAUUUGAAUAAGUUAAUUUGUACGUUAGACAGUAUAACAUUAGGCGUGUUGCUGGUUUUAGUGAUCUUCGUUUGAAAUAACUUUUCAGUUUAUUUCAGCCGUCAACAUCUACAUAUAACGUGUGUGUGUGUGUGUGUGUGUGUGUGUGUGUGUGUGUGUGUGUGUGUGUGUGUGUGUGUGUGUGUGUGUGUGUGUGUGUGUUUCUGCCCAAUGCCAUACCUGACCACAUCAUUUGAGUCUUGUUUUAUAUACUGUACUUUUUAAAGAGAGCUAAUUUAUCAUUCUUGUGUUUGGGAGAUCCUUGCAGCCACGGUGACCUUUGAGUAAUGACGAGAAAGUGUCCAGCCACAGUGAUUUAUUCCUCUCCAAGAAUGUUUUAAAGCAGUGCCAUAGACCUUGCAAAGUGUAUAAGAUUUCAUAUAUAGCACUCUCACGUUAUUACCUUAUCAUUCUUACUCUAAUUUAUUUCUCCUUAAUAAUAAUAUGAUUCUGAAUGUAAUAUUUUAGGUAUAGCCGUGGAUGUCCUUCUGUCAAUUUUGUUACUGCUGUUAUGGUGCCAAGUACACAGAAAUGAAGUGUGAAAAUGAUCAGGAUAUGUUUCAAAAAGAAAAACAAAGAGGAGAGUAACUCUAAAUGCAAGAAAAGACCACGUAAAAGAAUUUGCUUUUAUUUGCAUUCCAUGUAGCCUGCAACAGUCUGUUGUGCAGGAAAAAAAGCAUUUCUGCGUGACUGGGAAAGGCUGUUUUGUUUUUUAUGCUUUGAAUUUAUUACACUACACAUGUUAAGUCUUUAGAUUGAUCCUCUGUGAUUUUUGUUUUCAUUUAAAUCACUGCAAGUGGAAAAUAAUUUCGUGCCUGCUGCAUAAUUUGCGUUUUCUUUCUGUGUGAUUUGAACUGUUAGGCAAACAAGUAGGGAUGGAGACAACAACAAAAAAUGCAAAUCCUGCUUGUUUUUGUUCCUGCUGCUCAUUGUGAGUUUACUGUAGGGAUAUAAGCCGCAAUUUUCCUUCACUCCAUUUUACAGUAUCAAAGCAAAUAGAGAUUUUAUUCCAGCCCCUGUGGAGCGCCUCGUGGCCUGCAGGUGAUGCAGUUGUCAAGCAAUAAACAACAUUAGAGCUCAA